AUGGACCGCCUGGCGCAGUUCCUGGCGGCGUGCGGCCCGUCGCUGCUGGGCGGCGUGCCGGAGCCAGGCUCUGACUCGCCGCGCUCGGUGAGUCUUGGUGUUGUUGAGCCGCCCGCCGAGCAAGACGUGGAGGCGGCACGGCUGCUGGACGACUUCUACAAUUUAGUAAGCAGCGCGAACGGCGCGAUUGACCGCAUCACGUCUCUCACGCGCGACAUCGUGGCGAAGCACUCGGAGAUCAUGAGCACCGUGGACAUGGUGAAGUGCAACGCGAUGCGCCGCGAGGCGGAGGAGCUUGCGAACCAAAUCAACGACGUCGCGCAGACCACGACGCAGAGUAUUGAGGCGAUGCGGAAAGCAACGGAGAAACUCAAGGAGACGCCGGAGAUGGAGAGCCAUUUCAUAGGCGUUAUACGCAUCGAGGAGAACCAGCGGCGCUACAUGCUGCACCGGCUUACAGAGGCGAUGGAGGCCUACCAGCGGCAGCAGAGUUCAGUGGAGCAGCGGUACCGCUCGCAGACAGAGCGGCAAAUCAAGAUCAAAUACACGAACCCAGACGGGUCUGCCAUAGAUGAUGAAACAGCGAAGGAACUGGCUCAGGAGGUUCUCGCCAACAACACAUCAAGCGCUAUCUUUCAGCAGAGUAAAGAUGUUCUGGCGCAGAUCAUCGAGACAAGAAAUGAUAUCUAUCGUAUUGAACAAUCGAUGCGAUCUCUGAACCAACUCUUUAACGACUUGGCAUUCCUCGUGCACGAACAGGGGGAAAUCAUGGAUGUGAUUCUGAAGAACAUUGAGAAUGCCACGCGCUAUGUGGAGGCGGGCCGCAAAGAGUUAAAAAAAGCACGCAAAUUUCAGAAGCGUAGUAGACGGAAGCUCUGCUGCAUUGUGCUCUUAGUAGCUGCGAUUGUUGGAUUGUUUGUCCUUGCUGCAGUUUUGGGGAAAACAUUGUAG
Trypanosoma grayi is the source of this 951-nucleotide messenger RNA. RefSeq names its product putative target SNARE. The transcript has a single exon. Lineage: Eukaryota; Euglenozoa; Kinetoplastea; Trypanosomatida; Trypanosomatidae. Gene Ontology annotation, biological process: vesicle fusion; intracellular protein transport; exocytosis. The record is from RefSeq and is a predicted model, not a curated record. The coding region runs from base 1 to 951 and encodes 316 amino acids. Gene Ontology annotation, molecular function: SNARE binding; SNAP receptor activity. Gene Ontology annotation, cellular component: plasma membrane; SNARE complex; endomembrane system.